AUGAGAAGAGAGGAAAAGUUCGAGCUCAAGUUUGGAUGCCUGGAGAGAGUGGCGGCCAACUUCUUCCACUCAUACGGCCUUUUUGUCGCUCGUCAUCCGGCGCCGUUCAUCGUCGGACCCCUACUUCUGGCCCUGUCGCUGGCGACGGGUCUCAUCAGCCUGACGCCACUCAGCGACGCCGUCUACCUCUACACGCCUACUGAUGCACCUAGCAAGUUCGAGCGCCGAGUUAUUCACGACGCCUGGCCACUCGUCGACGGCUCUUACGUGCCUGGUCGAGCUGUUACUCAGACUCGUGAGGCUCAGGUCAGACCUGAUUUAUUUUUUCCCGAAAGUUAAACUCUGAAAAUAAUGUGCAAUUUUUUCCAAUGCUCCUCAGUUGAUAGGAAAUAAUUUUGCGACAAUUAGAAAAAGAAUAGAAAAAAAAUUACGGAUCACUCAAAGCGCUCAAGGCUUCUAAACUGCGCUCAAAAUAACUUUUUUUUUUCGAAAACGUUUUUUGAUUUUAUCAGUUCAUCAAACAUUUACCUUUUCAAGAUAGCCGUAGUCGCUCGGGAAGGCGCCAACAUCCUUGAAGAAAAUCUGACAAACGUUGUGAAACGACUGGAUCGGUUCAUCCGAAAGGAUAUUCAAGUUGGUUUUUUUCGUUGUCAAAUUAGAGAAACCGCAACAUUUAACAACCUUUUUUUGCAGGUUACUUACGAGAACCAGACAUAUCGAUUCGACGACCUUUGUCUCAAAACUCCGACGGGAAAAUGUGCAGACAACGAUCACGUAGCGCUCAUUUCGCGGCUUUUCAAUCAUGGAAUUAACGUGACUUAUCCGACUUUUCGGGUGGCUGAUAGGUUAAAGAACAAUUCCACUAUUUUCAUGUAUUAUACGUCUAAUUUUAGAAGUGCCUAUCUCGGGUCGGCACUCGGAGGCGUCAAGUUGGGAAAAGGUCACGAUGGUCAGAACAUUUUGAUGUCGGCCUCGUCCUGGCUUCUCCUCUAUCAACUCCAGUUUUACCCAAACAAUAUUUCUUACAUUUCGGCUCUUUGGGAACAGGUGAAUCUCAGUACAGUGCUUUCAUUGUGUAUUUUUUUCACAUUUUUUUAUGUGUUAGUUAGAGUUAGAAAAGUGUUUAUAAGUGUUUAUAGAAGCUUUUUCGUCCAGUGGAUGGGAAUUUUUCAAAAAAAUAAAAAAAUCAUUUAAAUUUGAGUAAAAUUAAUUUCCUUGACCUAAUUUGUAAAUGAAUAAAUUUUUCAGUAAAUUUAAAUAAAUGCCUUUUUUCAAGGAAUUCAAACUGCGGCUGGAUGAUUAUCCGAAAAACGAGGGACUUCUGGUCACCUACUUCCAUUCUCAGACGCUUUCCGAUGAAUUGACGAGAAACGCUGAACGUCUGGCUCCAAAGUAGGGCAUCAAUGAAAUAAUUAUAUUCGAAAGGAGGAUUUUCAGAUUCGUUGCCGCUUUCGUCAUUCUGAUCGUCUUUUCCGUCAUCUGCUCGGUAGUGACUAUCAAAGGUUGGACUUUUGUUGAUCGUUUUUCAACUUUUCAAUGAUUCAGACUCGAUUUUUGUUGAUUGGGUCGUUUCGAAGCCACUUCUCUCAGUUCUCGGGGUUAUGAACGCGGCGAUGGGAAUCGCCAGUGCGAUGGGCGGUCUCAUCUACCUCGGCAUCCCCUACAACGACAUCAUCGCCGUCAUGCCGUUUCUAGUCGUCGGUCAGUUGAAAGCUCUUCGAAAUUUGAAAAGAACCGAAAUCUUUGCUUUUUUCUCUGCCAAAAUCAGUUGUUAUUCAAAAUGCUCGAACUCGGGUAUAAGCAAAUUUAAGAGCUAUCCAGCGUGUCGACUUUCAUAUAAAACAUUAAAAGACCUCACUUCGUAUUUUCUUUGUUAAGAACAGUAGUGAGAAUAUUUUUUAUCAUUGAUUUUGCCCCAAGUUAGUUCUCUAAAGGUUAGAAAAACUGCUCAAAAAAUGAUUCCAGCCGUCGGGACGGACAACAUGUUCUUGAUGGUAGCCAGUCUGAAAAGAACGGAUCGAUCUCUGAAAUCCGACCAAAGAGUGGCCGAAUGCAUGGCCGACGCCGCCGUUUCCAUUCUGAUCACUGCGACUACUGGUUUUACUUUUUCCACUUCUUUUUAUUAUUCAAAAUUCAGAUGCUCUAUCUUUUGGCGUGGGAACAAUCACGACCAUCCCGUCUGUACAAAUAUUCUGUCUCUACACAAUGUGCGCCAUCAGUUUUACCUUCUUCUACCAGGUGAGAUGGAUAAAUUGUUUCCGGAGAUGAUGGGAAUGCCAAAGAACUCACUAGGUUAGGAAUGAGCGCCUAUAAAAUUUUCUAUAAAACUUUAUGCCAUAUCGACUAAUCGAUCAUUCAUUUUUAGUCGUAUUAAUAAUCGAUUAGCUGAUGAAGAAGAACUUUCGAAACUGUAACGAACAACCGCCUUUGGCAAACUAGAAAUCCAAACUUGUAAUUGAUCAAGUUGAAAGCAUGGUCUGAAGGCUCUUUGUUUUGUUGUUCUGCGCCAUCCAGUUGCGUUUCGACGAGCUCAGAAUACAGCGGAUGCCACUUUGAGUGAAAAAUGGGUCCAAAAAGUAUUUUCCACCUUCAUCUUCGGCUCGCCGCCAAUGUUCAUGCGGAUAAUGAACGUCCUUCUCUAAAACUUUCCUUUGAAUAGCAUAAAAACCAGUGAACAUAUUCACGUUUUUAACUGGUUACCCUAAAAUUUCUAAAUUUCAGUUAAGUCAUUCCUCAAGUUCAUGAAAAGAAGUUACUGGCCAAUUUUAGGCCAAUUUCAUAUGUAUGUUCCUCUAAGACUCUACUGAUUUGAAUAUGUAUUUUGUCCCUUCUUUGAAUUCAGAAAAAAUAAUUGAGAGUUUCACUGAUCUAAGAAUAAAUUACUAAAAAAAUGACGUCAGGUAACGUUCUUCUGCGCUCUUCUGGUGUACGCGACGCGAGCCGAAGAAGAAGGUCUGCAUAGCAUCUGGAACAAGCCGGCCGUCGCCUACUCGCCGUCGUCGCCCUUCUUCGUCAAGCUGUUCUGGCUCGGUUCGAAGGUGCCGACGAAAGGCGCGGCGCCCUCGCACGUCCACCAUCAGUCCCACUGUUUAGCGACGUCUUUCUUUAAAAAUUGGUGUGUCUAUUCUCUUCGUGCAAGUAAAAUUAAUCUAUUCAAGAGAAAAGGCUGUUUAAAAAUUGCGCAAGUUUUUAGAAAGAACGCAUAAAAUUAAUUUUUAACAUUAGGGAGGAAAGUGAUGUCAAAAAUAAGAUUGAGUUAACUUCAAGGAGGCAGGACUGUAUUUAAUCCAGAAAGGUGGAGGUGUAUUAUCCUUACCAUAAAUAUGUACAUCAGUUUUCAAAAUCACCUCACUUUCUCCUGAAAAUUUCUAGAGUCAACAAUUUCUCCGUGAGCGUCGAAGUUACAAAAAAAAAAAAUUAUUUCCGUUCAAAUAUAAGCGACCGCCGUGGUUUUCAUUAGUUUUGUUAGUCAACACGACCGCAUACGAUUUUUUUGAAGACACAUUUGGAAUGGCUUCGAGCUGAAACGAAUUGCGAACAUAGGAAAAAAUAAGAAUGAGCUGAUUAGUGUGAACUUUGCUCAAGCUAAAUUCAAAAUUUUCAAGAAAUCGAUUUUUGAAAACAAGAAAAAAUCUCGGAGCCUUGAAUUUUUCGGAAUUCCAGGUACGCUCCAAUUCUGAUGCACCCGGUGAUUAGAUCUCUGGCCGGUCUCUGGUACUGUAUUUAUUUGAUUGUGGCCGCCUACGGGUGUACCCAACUGAAGGAAGGCCUGGAGCCUGCUAAUUUGUUGGUCCGUUUGAUCUUAAUGGUAAAUGAUGUAGAUAGAACCUUCAGGUCGACGACUCCUACGCGACUCCGCAUUACCGAGUCCUGAAGCAUCUUUACUGGCACUACGGGGCUUCCCUCCAAAUUGUCGUCAACGACGCUCCAGACUUACGGAUCGCUGCCAACCGGCGAGAGAUUGAUUAUAUGGUUUGUUAAAAGUAUAUAGUCUGUUGAGAUUUUGAAUGUUAACACGCUGUCUCCGUUAUUCUCAAAAACAACGGGUACAAUAAAAAAAAACAUUUUUUGAUUUUGAUGAAACUUCAUCCAGUGUGAUAGCCAAUCGUCAGAAAUGCGGACCCAACUUUUUGAGUCAUUUCCUCUUACUGUAGCCGGGUUACGGUAGCCAGGUAGGCACCUGCGUAUCUCAGUAUUGAAGAGUUUUUAGUAGACGAAUGAUAUAUCAAUCGAUAGGUAAUCCAAAUUUGAAAACUUUUACAGUACAUACCAUCUUGGGUUACUGUGGGAAAAUUUUGAGUUACGGCACUUUUUGCGUCUGUCGAGUUAGUUUUUCGACCACCACGAGCUUGAGCCGGGAGAUCCAUUCUUCCUAGCUCCUCAAAAGAUACCUUAUGAGAAGCUGUACAAGCUGGUACUAGUUUGAAGAAAUCCUAGGUGGACCAUCAUUUCGAAAAAUCGCCCCGAAGGCGCGCAAUCGUGGUCUUGCGGCGGCCAAGUGGGUGAAGUCUAUAAUGCCUGACGGCUCAUUCUUCAGAGAUCCAUUCCAAUCUUUGUUUCCAUUUCACUAAUAGAUAUCUAUUAUUGUUUAUUUCAAUUUGAGAUGUUUUCGGGUUGACCAUCAUUUCGAAAUUUCAUUUUGAACCCAAAUUUGGCCUGAAAAUGGCCGACUUGGCUUUUUUCACGGGAUCCCUGACCCCGUAUGUGACCGUUCUCCACUUUUUUCUUCCUUAAAAAUGAACAAAAGAGUCUGAACAAUAGUUUUAUAACGAUCGGCAACUAUUUUGAGAGGACCAUCAUCUCGAAAUCUCAUUUUGAACCCAAAUUUGGCUUGAAAACUUUUGGUUUACCCUUUUAAUGAGAUUAUUGGUUCCAUCAAUACAGAUCUUGGCCCUUUUCACUUUUUAAAGAGAAUAUAAACAUGAGAACUGAAAAUAAAUUCUAUUUUGGAUCAAUUCCAAAAUGACUGUUUACCUCGGAAACCCACUUUUAAAUAAAAUUUCGCUUGAAAAUCGAAAUAUUUUUUUGGUUUUUUUUUCACAAAAAUAGUCACAAGACGAAUGUCUUGUUUUUUAGGUAUGAAAAAGUCUGAAGAUCCAGAACUACUAUUUAGGUUAUAAUGAAAAAAAAAACAUUUAUAAAACAUCAGCUUGAAAGUUAAGUUUCAACCUCACCGGUGGUCAGAGUGUCGGGUUUUUUCUUUUAUGAAAAUGAGAUUUCGAGAUGAUGGUCCUCUCAAAAUGGUUUCCGAUUGUUAUAAAACUAUUGUUCAGACACUCUUGUUCAUUUUUAAGGAAGAAAAAAGUUGAGAACGGUCACAUACGGGGUCAGGGAUCCCGUGAAAAAAGCCGAGUCGGCCAUUUUAGGCCAAAUUUGGGUUCAAAAUGAAAUUUCGAAAGGAUGGUCAACCCGAAAACAUCUCAAAUUGAAAUAAAAAUCAAUAAUAGACAUCUAUGAGUGAAAUGGACACAAAGAUUGGAAUGGAUCUGUGAAAAAUGAGCCGUCAGGCAUCAUGGACUUCACCCACUUGGCCGCCGCAAGACCACGAUUGCGCGCCUUCGGGGCGAUUUUUCGAAAUGAUGGUCCACCUAGGAUUUUUUCAAACUAGUACCAGCUUGUACAGCUUCUCAUAAGGUAUCUUUUGAAAAGUUAGGAAGAAUGGAUCUCCUGGCUCAAGCUCAUGGUGGUCGAAAAACUGACUCGGCAGACACAAAAAGUACCGUAACUCAAAAUUUUUCGACCGUAACCCAAAAUGGUAUGUACUGUAAAAGUUCUUGAAAUUGGAUUACUUAUCGAUUGAUAUAUCACUCGCCUAGUAAAAACUCUUCAAUACUGAGAUACGCAGGUGCCCACCUGCCUACCGUAACCCGGCUACAGUAAGAGGGAAUGGCUCAAAAAGUUUGGUCCGCAUUUCUGAUGAUGGGGUAUCACACUGGAUGAAGUUUCAUCAAAAUCAAAAAAUAUUUUUUUUAUUGUACCCGUUGCUUUUAGAAAUUUGUGAGAAUAACGGAGACAGCGUGUUAAGUCGUCGCUCAAGCUCCGCCCCUAAUGGUGCGACAAACCACAGAGAGCGAGCCAUAUACAGAGUGUUUUUGAAUUACGUCAUUGCUUCUUUACAUUAAAAAUCUGAACAGACUAUAUCAUUGAAUCAGGGAAAAAAGCUCUGAAAUUCACGCCGGGAAAUGAAAAAAGCUGAAGGCACGCUGAAAAAACGAGCUGUGAUGUUGAAAAAAAAACUUUCAGUUUGGUAAAUUUGAAAUCAUUUUUGAGCACCUUUUUUUUCAGCAAAUAACUGGAAUUUUCACAUUUAUCAACAAAAUAAUGGGAAUCUUUCUUUAAAUAUCAACGGAUGUAGCAUAAUGAUAUAGAUUGCUAUAGUACAAUGGAAAGUUAAUUUUUUUUAAUUUUUUGAUGUUUUUUUGUUGAGCACACUUUUCAAAAUAAUUUUUCCCGAUGUCAGCUGUCCUAAAUGCAUAUUUUUCAUUUUUCAGGUCUCAACAUUCGCCAGAAACCCGAUGUCGAUCGGCGAAGAAGGUGUUCAGUUCUGGAUGGAAGAAAUGUCCUUUUAUUAUGCCUCCCGCAACAUUUCUAUCAUUGAUGAGGUUUCUUUUUCAGAAAAUUUCGCUUUUUUCAUGUUUUCCUCAAUAUUGCCACAUGGAAUUUCAUUUGCAAACGAGAAAAAUGAGAGACUUUGCAGAAGUUCUACGAGAUGGCAGCUCGGUACAUUUACUCGGAUCUCUCCAAUCCGUGGGUUUCGGACGUCGCUUGGUCACGAUACGACUCUUCUCACUCGAUUCGAUCUUUCCGGUGAGUUUUCUUGGCUCAGACAGGUAGAAUAAUAGUUUUUUCAAGUCUUUUUAGCUAAAAAAAAAAGUCGGCAACCAUCAUUGUCUUAUGCCAAAUGAGAUUGAAAAGGCGUUUUAGGACUCCCUUAGGAGUCUUCCCUAGUGGCCAUUUUACAUUUUGCUCGAUCAGUUUAAUUUUUUUUUUUGUAACUGAGUUAUCUAUCAAGCUCACAAAUAACCUCUCAUAAAAUUUGAUCUGUUUUUAUUAAUUUUUCAUUCCUGCGUAUCGUGGUCUUUGAGUUUCGCAUCAGAUAGUUUGAUCUAUAAUGAACGCUUAAAACUUUUAGGUCUUCAACCUCUUUGGUUUAGGCGUUUAGUUAAGGAUCUGGUGUUAUCACAUCAGUUUUUGCAUAAUAAGUGCUGGUCAGACUCUCCCAUCCAGGUACAUAACAUCUUUGACCGUCCCAGUCAGCUCAGAGGAAAUGGUUUUUAAAUUAAUAAAAAAACGAAACCUUUACUGGUUUUUCUUCAAUUUCUUAUCACAUCGCAUUACUAAUGUUUGGAAUGACAUUGAACAUGAAUUAUUGGCAGAGGAAGACAAGAAAAACAUUUAAGGACAUGUUUUUUUAGUGUAUGCAGAAAAAUGUUGGCGUCGAGCAUAUUCUUUCAAGUGUUCACAGAUUUGUGCCAUAAUCAACUUGGUUUUAAAUAUCUACUUAUUAUGGUUCUGUUUCUUUUCUUACACAAAAAAACUUUUUUUUUUCUUCACGGGUGGGGUUAGUUAAUCCACCUAGUGGUCUUUUUCCCUCCCUGCAACAUCACCAUACCAUUCCGAUGUUGCGAAAAAUAAAAAAAAAUGAAAUCUUGGUUUGGCUCUUCAAACCCCAAAACUGCAAAUAAAAAAACACUUUCAGCCAUUCAGCCAUGUAGUUCUGUACAGAAAAUUUGAAAGUUCUGAACUUCCUUUUUUUGAGUUUUACUCUGUUCCAAAAGAACAAUUGAAGGUUCAUGAUCGGCAUGCGGGACAUCUCGACGACGACGCGACAAACGGCUGCGACGAACGCCUUCCGCGAUGUCGCGUCGCUGUUCCCCAAGUUCAACGUGACGACGUACAUGCCGCUGUGGCUGUUCACCGACCAGUACGCCUUGGUCGUCCCCAACACCAUCCAGGACAUUGUCAUCGCCGUCAUCUGCAUGCUGUUCAUCUCCUCUCUUCUGAUUCCCCAGGCCAUCUGUGCCCUUUGGGUCGCCGUCACGAUCGCCUCCAUCGACAUCGGCGUCCUCGGCUUCAUGACUCUGUGGGGCGUUAAUUUGGUCAGUUUCUUUGAAUUUUUUUCUUGAAGGAGGAACAGUUUCAAUAGGCGGUUGCUUCAUAUUCCGAACAACCAUGUCCUUUUUUUAGUUUUGUCUUAUUUCAUCAAAAUAAAAAAUGUGUGACUCUUUUCACAUGAACCGGAAAAAAAAAUCAUUAUUUCUUCCUUUUUUCACAUAAUUAUUAAAACUAUAGGACGCCAUCUCAAUGAUAACGAUUAUCAUGUCGGUUGGGUUCUCUGUCGAUUACUCGGCUCACAUAACCUACGCCUACGUCAUUUCCAAAGAGUCGACGCCGGCCAGAAGGGUUUGCGACGCCUUGGGCGAUCUCGGAUGGCCCGUGGCUCAAGGUAAAACUCAUCUUUCCAAAUUCUCCUGAAUAAAUCUCAUUUUCUAGGAGCAACUUCGACAAUCCUGGCUGUUGUCGUGCUUGCCGACGUUCCCGCCUACAUGAUCAUCACCUUCUUCAAAACUGUCUUCCUUGCAAUUUCCAUAGGAUUCCUCCACGGCCUUGUUUUCCUUCCUCUACUCCUAUCCGUUUUUGUAGGAGGUUUUACUUUUGAUUGAAUAACAAUUUCAAAAUUCUAAAUUUUUGCAGGGUGCUGCAGUACCACGAAACAAAUCGAAAAAGAAGGCCGGUGA
This is a messenger RNA of Caenorhabditis auriculariae, 8738 nucleotides long. The record is from the annotation of a GenBank genome assembly. Lineage: Eukaryota; Metazoa; Nematoda; Chromadorea; Rhabditida; Rhabditidae.